This is a messenger RNA of Aphis gossypii (cotton aphid), 4400 nucleotides long. RefSeq names its product anoctamin-1-like. The transcript is spliced from 13 exons. Gene Ontology annotation, molecular function: chloride channel activity; protein dimerization activity. Lineage: Eukaryota; Metazoa; Arthropoda; Insecta; Hemiptera; Aphididae. The record is from RefSeq and is a predicted model, not a curated record. Bases 314 to 3778 code for a protein of 1154 amino acids. Gene Ontology annotation, cellular component: plasma membrane. Gene Ontology annotation, biological process: chloride transmembrane transport.
AGGUUUGAUAAAGGGUUGAGGUGGGUGGCGAUCGAGGUGUAUAAUACACAGUGGCCAUGCUAUCUAUAUGUAUAUUGUAUAUAUAUAUAUAUAUAUAACACAAUAUUGAAAAACGAUGCGACUGUCCGACUGUGUCGUGUGGUCACUUUUUCAAACGCGAUUUUCGCUCGUCGGUCGCGCCGCAGUUACUCCGACGGUAGCAGUGACUCCGAUCGGACACGUACACGUGCGACAAUAUGAUUAUAAUGAUAAUAUUACGUACAACAUCGUCAUGGCUAUUGUAAUAUUUUUCAAUCACUGCGACGGCUGAAAAAUGGUACCGUCGGACGACGAUGAGAGCUGCAGCCCUCGGACUGCACACGACCAUCUGCAACGUCGCCGAUCGCCACCGACUCUUCCGCUUCCGGAGUCACGGGACUUGUCGUUCGAGCAGCAGUUGAGGCGUGCGGCGUUAAGACUCGGCGCACGUGUCAUCGGCCGACUAAGGACGAACGACGGCGAUCCAUCUCCGCCGACGGCCGUAAUCGGCACGACAACCGCAAACGAAAAUCGCACUGCUACCGACAUCGACUUGCCAAUACCGUCGCCGCCACCGCCACCUCCACCGCCAGCACCGCCAUUACCGCCGUCACUGCCGCCUUCUGAGCAGAUCGAGCAUCGGGACUCUUCAAUCAAAAUGCAUGUUGAACGUAGAACACUUAACACAGUUGAUUUUGUGUUAGCCUAUAAAAGGCAACAAAAGGUUGCUGAAAACGACAGUAAUCUAAACGACGAGACUGAAAGGCGAAAGUUUUAUCAUGAAUUACAAGCACAUGGGAUUUUGGUUAACGUCGAUGAUGAUCCAACGUGUUCACUAGAUGCAGGCCGGACGUGCUUUGCUUUGCUACAACUAUCGCAGCAACUCUUAAAAUGUAAUUGCCGGUGUCAUACAACCAGUACCAGUAGUAAUAGUAGUAAAAGUAAAGAUAAACAAACAGUUUUCAAUUCAAAAGAUGUUAAUUGUCAACAGUAUCCAAAUGACAAUGGUAAUCACGAAAAACAUAAUGAAAUAUUAACAUCUGCCCAACGAGCACAGAUCGUGUGGCACAUAUUACUUCGAAUUGGUUCAAAAAAUAAUCAGCAGGAUUCGAAUGUUAUGAGUCUUGAACAAUUGCUUGAGACAGAUAUAAUUUCUGCCGCCUAUCCAAUACACGAUGGUAGUAUUAAACUUGAAAAGGGAGAAGACUUGAACGACGUCAAUGAUAGGCGGGUUCUUUACGAAAAAUGGGCUAGACCUGGUCUAAUCAUACCUCGACAAUGGAAAUCUGAUGAAAAUAUUAGUGCUCUGAUCCGAAAGUAUUACGGUAUUCCGGUAGCUGUUUAUUUCUGUUGGCUUCGGUACUAUACGAUAUGGUUAGUAGGUCCUGCCAUAGCUGGACUAGUGUGGUUCCUGUACGGAUUGAUAACAACUCGUAGCGAUGUACCAACCCAUGAUAUUUGUAAUCCAAAAUCACAAGUAGCCGAUUGGAUCCUGUGUCCGACUAGAAGGUGCAAUGUAAGUUUUUGUGGCUUUACAAGAGUACUGGACACUUGUGGACUAUACAGAUGGACAUCAGCUGCGACUUUCGAUAGACCGGGCGCGGUCGUGUUUGCGGUUUUCAUGUCAUUUUGGGCCACGGCGUUCCAACAGCUGUGGGCCACGUACGCUUGGCAGACGGACGACGACCAACGACGGGACGGCGACACGCGAACGGCGUUCGAAUGUUGCGCCGAAUGUUCCUGGUCGGCCGGCGAAAAGGUCGGGCCGCCCGCUAGGCAGUCGCCGAGGUCGCACGGGCCGCGUCGUCGCCACCGCCGCCGCCGCCGCGACGACUCGCGACCGCCGUCCUUCGCCGUCCACCCGACCGCGGCGGCGGCGGUGACGCGGCCCAAAGCCAACCACGGCCGAUCGCCCGCGCUGUUCUCGGUGGACGUGGUCCGCCGGUGGUGGACGGCCAAACUGUCGGACGCGUUACGGGCCAUGGCGUUUUUCGCCACGCUGGCCACCGUGGCCGCGGUGCCCAUACUGAUCGUCGUGUACCGCGGCCGGGUCAUCGGGUGGCUGUUGCUGGCCGUGUUCCACCAGGACGACGGCGGCGGCGGCGGACGGCCGCCCGGCCACAACGACGACGGCACCGCGGCCGCCUCCGACCGGCGCAGGCAGCACAGUUUUUUCCUGUUGAACUACGCCAACGUCGGCGAGCUGAGCAGUUGGAAGGCGGUCGUGGCCGCGACGUGCGCGACGUUCGUCCAGCUCACGGCCAUCGUGACGGUGCAUCGCGGGUACAGCGGCGUGGCCGAGUGGCUGACCAAGUACUCGUAUCGCUCGGCGUACAACCCGCGGUACCAGAGCCGUUACACCGUCUACAUGUCUUGCUUCGAUUCCGCCAAUUAUUAUUCCAGCUUGAUUUACAUCGCUUUUUUCAAGGGUCGCUUUGUGACUGGAAACAGACAACACGUGGAUAACCCAUCCAGAUUCACACAUUUUUGGCCCAUUUCUAUAUUUCGAAGUGUAAUACAUCAUAUUAGAGAAGAUGUUUGCGAUCCUGCGGCUGCUGGAACGGGAUGCGUACCAGAGUUGUGUACACAAUUGGCCAUUAUAAUGGUGGGCAAACAGCUGAUAGAUAACGCGAUUGAGUUAACGACACCGCUGGCUUUGAAUGUAUGGCGCCGAUGGCGGGCCAAAGAGAGCCGCCGUCGAAAUAAAUUGAAUGGACAAUUACCGGACACUAUUGUUGAAACACUCAGACACCCAAAACAAUGGCAACUUGAUUAUCAGCUGGAAGAUACUGGAUCGUUGGGCCUUUACCAGGAAUAUUCGGAGAUGGUCAUUCAGUACGGAUUUGUGGUCAUGUUCACAACGGCAUUUCCACUGGCUCCGUUGUGUGCUCUGUUAAACAAUGUAUUGGAGCAACGUCUUGAUGCGUACAAAAUGGUAGCAGCUCAGCGACGUCCAGUUCCCUCCUACUUCUGUACUAAUAAAAAUUAUAUUAAUAAUGUCGUCCGAGGACACAUGACAUGUUGCGAUAAUUGUAACAAUUUGUGCACUUGGACGCAAGUAUUGAAAAUUAUGUCAGUUAUCUCAGUCUUGUAUAACGCAUUUAUGAUUGCAUUCACCAGCGACCUGUUACCCCGGUACGUGUAUUCUCAAAUUUCGACGGGAACGUCAUCUUCGUUGGAUGGCUACGUUGCUUGGUCUUUAUCUUCGAAAAGAAAUGUGACAGAAUACUAUUAUGGAAAUUUAGAAAAUAUAGAUGGACCUGAAACAUGUCGAUACAGGGGAUACGGCGCUGAUGCUGAUUCGGAGCACAAUGACUAUAGAAAAUGGCAAGUGUUGGCUGCUCGAUUAGCAUUUGUCGUGAUAUUUGAGCAUUGCGUAAUAGCAUCUAUCGCGGCCCUGGUGUAUUUCAUUCGGAAAACGUUCUCCAAGUACAACAUUCACACGAAGUCAAACGUAAAAAGCCCGUCCGAUGACAAAUUAGCCGCAGAUACGUCGGCCGUCAACGGCUCCAGUACAGGGUCUGCUGCCGUCGUCUAUGCAGCAGACGACUCUUUGACCACUACUGCACACGAUAAGUCGAAAGAAGGACGGCCUCGAGCGUUCAACGGCAAUCCGAUGACCGUGCCAUCAACCAUGGUAGUAGUUGACAUGGAAAACGAUGACCUAGAUAAGUAUACGAAUCAUAAAGUCUCACCGCCUUCCAGGAGACGCCGGCCAGAAGAGACUUUACAGGAUUCGCUACGUUUUGUCACGAAUUGAUCAGCUAUGAUAUAAUGUAUAGAAAAUGUUUCGGUAAAUUAAACAGUAAAGACUAAAAUUAUUUAUGACUAAUACUUAUGCGUCAUACCUAUAAGAAUAAAAAAGUUUAUGACCCGAUUCACCCCGAAGACUCUAACAAUCACCGCUUUACCAACGGUACCUCAAAAAAUCAAAAUAAACCUGCAUGUACGUAAUCCGUUAGCAACUACUACAAAUUUUUAAAUAAAUUUAAUUUCGACUUUUUUCGCAAUUCAAUUUUGGAUUCACUACUGCUUGUAUGUAACUCGUAUCUGCAAAUUAAUAUUUUUUUUUUUUAUGUCAGGCCGCAGUAGCAUACUCACGGAGGGGUUCGUGGGGUUUGCACCCCCCCCCCCCCCAUUGGCCGUAUUUUUUUAGAUUCUGAACGAAGUUAUGAAUGUUUUGAUUUUAACUUCAGGGUCGUUUCCGAUGGCAAAGUGAAUAUCCUUGGUGUAUAAUAGGGUCAGAAGUAAACAUUUUUCAACAGUUUUAAAAUAAAUCGCGAAAAACAAAAAAAAGUGACAGAAAUUCUGGAAUUUUUACGCAAAACUAGUUUUAAAAAAAAUCGAUUUUUCAUAUGGUUUGUAACUCAAAAACUAAUUAU